AUAUAUUUUUUGUCAUUUUGAGGUGGCUAGGUCAAGUGUUUUGUCACAGUGAUGAAAUUCUGACUCUGAUUUCAUAGUAAAUGGAACUGAAAAUUUAUCCACCUGCCUAUUUUGCAUCUGAAAUGACUCCACAGGAAAAUGCCCCCAGUUGGGCUUUCUUCAUAUUUGUGUAAAGAUGCCUCAGCAGGCGUUAAUACUUAGGAUCCUAGUGUAAGCACAGAGUGGAAUAUCAAUCAUAACUCUGUGCUCCCUGUGCCAGGCUCUGACUUUCUCUCCUACAAAGGUGGAGAGGGUACUUGGCUUUUUGUGUAUGAUGCAAACACCUUGUUGAUGACAGGAUUUUUGCCAAGCCCCUGGGGCUGCUUUCCUUGUGUCUCUGCAGGUUGCAGCUCUGUGGCCCCAGACUCAGGAGACAUGAACUUUGGCACCAUGAGAGGCAUCCUUGUUGCUGGUGUCAUCAUGGCACUGGCCAUUGCAGCUGUAGAAUCCCUAAAUUGUAACCAGUGUGAUUCAGCAACAAACUCCUGUGUCAACGUCAGUGAGUCUGAGUGUCCACAAAAUUCUGAGAGCUGCAUUCGUUCUUUGACCAGCUCUGUUCUGGGAAACACCACCAUGUCCAACCAGAAAAUGUCCUGCUCAGCCAGCAACUGCACUGGGCACAAUGACACCUUGGUGGCUUUCACUGUCCAGGUGUCUGAUGGGGAGUUCUUCCGUUUUGAAGGCCAGUGCUGCCAAGGAAAGAACUGCAAUGAUACCAGCAAUGAUCCAGCCACUCCAGAUGCGUCCAGAAACACAGAGUGCCCUGCUUGUUACGGAUACAACAUAACGUCUUGUACUGAGAAAACCCAGAAAUGCAAUAAAGAAGAGCGAUGUGUCUCUCUAACUGCAGACAUCACCAAUGGAACUCACUCUAUGCUUUUGGUGAAAGGGUGUUCCAACAUCAGUAACUCUACCUGUCAGUUCCUGGCUGCUGAAAACCAGACUGUUGGAGAUGUCUUCUUCUUAAAGGUUGAAUGUACAGAAGCCGCUAUCAGCCCCACCCCCAAGCCCACCAGCUCCAGCCCAGGCCUCACUGUCUCCAUGGCUCUCCUGUCUUUUGCCAGUCUCUUUCUGCUUCUUCUGCUGCUCUGAAGUCUGGGACCUCUGCCCUGUGCCCAGUACCUGUGGGACGCCACUGCCUAUUUGUUCUGGUUCUCCUGGUUUAUUGCUCAGUG
Molecule: messenger RNA, 1214 nt
Organism: Perognathus longimembris pacificus (Pacific pocket mouse)
Lineage: Eukaryota; Metazoa; Chordata; Mammalia; Rodentia; Heteromyidae
Product: ly6/PLAUR domain-containing protein 8-like
Exons: 5
Coding region: 331-1131 (266 amino acids)
Biological process (GO): defense response to Gram-negative bacterium
Source: RefSeq, a predicted model, not a curated record